This is a messenger RNA of Vicugna pacos (alpaca), 313 nucleotides long. The record is from RefSeq and is a predicted model, not a curated record. Lineage: Eukaryota; Metazoa; Chordata; Mammalia; Artiodactyla; Camelidae.
GUGUGCUGUGUCCCCUGUUCUUUUCCAGGUAUUAGUCAACAUCGGCAACCAUUUCGAUCUCGCCUCCAGUAUAUUCGUAGCACCGAGAAAAGGGAUUUAUAGUUUCAGCUUCCACGUGGUCAAGGUGUACAACAGACAAACCAUCCAGGUCAGUUUAAUGCAGAAUGGCUACCCAGUGAUCUCCGCGUUUGCAGGGGACCAGGACGUCACCAGAGAAGCCGCCAGCAAUGGUGUCCUGCUGCUGAUGGAAAGGGAGGACAAAGUCCACCUCAAACUGGAGAGGGGCAACCUCAUGGGAGGCUGGAAGUACUCC